AUGUUCUUUCCUCAGGUUGACCUUGAAAUAAUAUAUCAGCGGACUGGCGGCAUCUCGGGUGUGAAGAUAACGGCGGUUAUUCAGUCUGUUUUAGACACUUUUUAUCAGAAGUUUAGCGUCCGGUUUACUCAGGUUUCUGGAAACACCUCAGAAGCAGCCCUUGGUAUACCGCGGAGCGGGAACCCAGGUUAUAAUAUUGGAGCCCCUGUGCUCGCAGGUAGCACAAACUACACAAAAAUGGGCUUCCAAGAACUGGAUUUACCAGCCGUCGAGACUAUCGUCCCCACUCCGGAUGGAGUAAGUCUGGCGUCAAAAUAUGGCGUGUGGUCUAUUCCUGUUGGCGGAGUCUGUGAUAUCCUCACCAGUGGUGGUCCCAGCGCAACGAGAUUUCAACCAAUUAGAUUCGGUCUCGAUGUUUACACUGGGUGCCGAUUCAAAGUCAGCCAGGCCUUCUUCGAUGAUUUUCUCGGCGGAGGCGUAUCUCGUUCGGAACAGUGCUCCUUACUACAGCAAUACGUGAUCACCUUCCUGACUACAGCAGUUGGCUCCUCGGGUAAAUCUCCGCUGCCAGAUCGGGUUGCAAUCUGGCCAGCCUCACAAACCAAUGUCUCCUCCGGUUGGGGCCUUCGGCUAGCUGCAGAACUCCAUCUGGAACGACUGCGGCAUCCUCUUUAA
Dibothriocephalus latus is the source of this 675-nucleotide messenger RNA. The record is from the annotation of a GenBank genome assembly. NCBI's taxonomy places the organism in Eukaryota, Metazoa, Platyhelminthes, Cestoda, Diphyllobothriidea, Diphyllobothriidae.